AUGACUUCCUCGACUGUCACGUUAUCGUCUGAGACCCCAAGUGUUUCGUCGUCUUCAAUCAGACCUUCUUCAAGGUCAGCGGAACUGUCUUCUUCGACUGUGCCUUCUUCGAUCGUGACGUCUACGAUUGUGACUUCCUCGACCGUCACAUUGUCGUCUGAGACCCCAAGUGUUUCGUCGUCUUCAAUCAGACCUUCUUCAAGGUCAGUAGCGUCUUCUUCGUCUGAUGUGACUAUUACGAUUACGAUAUCUUCAACUGUCACAUUAUCGUCGUCUGAAACACUGCUGUCAUCGAUGUCGAUUGCAAAUACUUCAAGAACAAGGUCUUCUUCGACUGUCACGUUAUCGUCCGAGACUCCUAGUUCUUCGUCUUCAAUCACGGCUUCUUCGAGAUCAGCAGAGCUGUCUUCUUCGAUGGUCACUCCUACGAUUGUGACUUCUUCGACGGUCACGUUAUCUUCGUCUGAAACACUGUCGCCGUCGAUGUCGAUUGCAAAUACUUCAAGAACAAGGUCUUCUUCGACUGCUUCUUCGAGAUCAGCGGAGCUGUCUUCAUCGGAUGUGACUAUUACAGUCGUGGUUUCUUCAACUGUUACAUUGUCAUCAGAAACGUCCUCGGUAUCUCCUUCUUCGAUUGCGGAAACUUCGAGAACAAGGGAAUUGUCUUCAUUAACUGAAUCAACAUCAACGACAACAGAAUUUUCUACUUCAAUUGCAGAUACUUCAAGGACAAGAGUAUUGUCUUCCACGACACCAACCAUUAUCACAAGGACAAGAACCACAUCUGACACGGUUACUGUACCCACAUCGCAGUUGACACCUAUGAAAUCCAUCUUGAAUACUUCAAAAUAUCCACAAAAAGGGAUAACAACCAUCACUGAACAGUGUGAAGUGUGCACUGAAUACACCACAGUGUGUCCAGGCCCUAGUGGAAGUCAAACAAGCAAGGUUGUGGUUACAACAACAGGUACCGAAACGAUCACAACUACAGUACCAUGUGUCACGGAAACUGAACAUUGUGAGGUGUGCGCCGAGUACACUACAGUGUACCCAGGUCCUGGUGGAACUCAAACAAGCAAGGUUGUGGUCACAACUGCGGGUACUGAAACCAUCACGAGGACCGUCCCAUGGGUCACAGAAACUGAAUAUUGUGAAGCGUGUACCGAGUACACCACCGUCUAUCCUGGUCCUGGUGGAAGUCAAACAAGCAAGGUUGUGGUUACAACAUCGGGUACCGAAACCAUCACGACCACCGUCCCUUGUAUCACAGGAGCUCCUGUUACUGUCACAAUGGCGCAUUACACAUACACCUACCAACCAGGAGAAAGUGUGCCUACUGAAGCAACUUAUGAGACUCCUGUCCCCGGACCAGAAGCACCUACUGUCACAGUGCCUGGUUCAAAUCCCGAAGGAACUCCAGGUCCAGGUCCAGCUGCGGAAACACCUACCGUUUUUGGAUCGGUUCCAGCAAGCGAAACACCUGUUGCUCCUGGACCUGCUCCUACUUCACCUGGCUCCGCACCUGGUUCUCCUGGUUCGCCUUCUGUUGUCCCAGGUUCUCCUUGGUCAAGCACCAGCUCCACUUACUCGCCAACUGUCGCUGACGAGUCCGUUUCAGCUCUCGAGGGAAAGGCUUCAAGAAGCGGAACUUCAAUUCUUAUUGCGGCAUUAAUUUUAGGUAUCAUGACCUAG
Molecule: messenger RNA, 1692 nt
Organism: Meyerozyma guilliermondii ATCC 6260
Lineage: Eukaryota; Fungi; Ascomycota; Pichiomycetes; Serinales; Debaryomycetaceae
Exons: 1
Coding region: 1-1692 (563 amino acids)
Source: RefSeq, a predicted model, not a curated record